Messenger RNA from Callorhinchus milii (elephant shark), 442 nucleotides. RefSeq names its product late histone H2B.L4-like. Bases 1 to 405 code for a protein of 134 amino acids. Lineage: Eukaryota; Metazoa; Chordata; Chondrichthyes; Chimaeriformes; Callorhinchidae. Gene Ontology annotation, cellular component: nucleosome. The record is from RefSeq and is a predicted model, not a curated record. Gene Ontology annotation, biological process: nucleosome assembly. Gene Ontology annotation, molecular function: DNA binding; protein heterodimerization activity; structural constituent of chromatin. The transcript is spliced from 2 exons.
AUGCCCGCUUGCGGCGGCGGCAAGGGCACGGCGGCCAAGAAGAGGAUCGCCAAGAAAGUCGCCGCCGCCGCCGCCAAACGUGGCGGGGCCGGGGCCGGGGGGAGGCGGCGCCGCCGCAAGCGCAGGACGCAGAGCUACACCUCGUACGUGUACAAGGUGCUGAAGCAGGUGCACCCGAACACGGGCAUCUCGUCGUCGGCCAUGAGCGUCAUGAACUCGUUCGUCAACGACGUCUUCGAGCGCAUCGCCUGCGAGGCCUACUACCUGAUCCAGUACAGCAAGCGGCAGACCAUCUCGUCGCGGGAGAUCCAGACGGCGGUCCGGCUGCUGCUGCCGGGGGAGCUCGCCAAGCACGCCGUGUCCGAGGGCACCAAGGCCGUGACCAAGUACACCAGCUGCAAAUGAGGGCCGGGGGGUGGGGUAAAGGAAGAGGAGGGAGGAC